AUGUCAAUCAAUAUAAAAAACGUUUAAUAUAGAAUAAAAGAAUGCCAAGCCAUUCCAAAAGAAAAAAUAGAUUCUAUACUCAAUUUAUUAAAAGAAAAAAAUAGCUAUGAUGAAUUUUGCUUUUACGAUUAUGACAACACAAAUUUAGUAUUGUUAACAUAAAAUUUGGUUCUUUAGAAAUAAGUUGCUCUCUAAAUAAUUGAACUUAAAGACCCUCAAUUUUUUGUUAAUAAGGAAAUAAAUGAGUAUUUGAUUUCAUAAGCUUUACUAUCAAAUUUUCAAAUAGAUGAAUAUGAUCUCAAUUAGUAUUUAAGUUAAAGGAAAGUCAAUCUUUUACACCUAAAUAGUUUAAAGAUGCAUAAUUAGACUUCAUUAAAUUUUGUAAGAUAAAUUGAAGAUUCGUCUGUUUACAACAAAAGUAUUAAAGAUCUUGUAAUGUUGAACGAUUAUUAAGAGUGCAAAUCACUAGAGUUUGUAUAUCUUAAUCUUAAUUAAACUAACUUAGACAAUUCUACAUUAAAUUUGCUAUCCUAAAGCAUAUCCGUCUGGAAUAAAAUUUAAGACUUAGCUUUGCACUUAAGUUCUAAUGGACUAAAUACUGAAUCAGUUACAUCACUUAGUAAAAGCAUUGAGAAUUUAAGCCUACUUUCUAGUUUAACCUUGAACUUUUCAGAAAAUAAGCUUGGAUCGCAAGGGCUAGUUUAAAUAGCAAAAGGAAUAUCAAAGCUGUAAUUGAAAACAUUUACACUCCAUCUAAGGGAAAAUUAAAUAGGUUCAAAUGGAGCAAAGGCAUUAGGCUAGCAUUUAGAAAAUUAAUAAUAGUUACAUACUUUAUUUGUAAACUUUGGCUUUAAUAAUAUUUAAUCAGAAGGAGCAAACUGCUUAAUCUAAGGUGUCUCUAUGUGCAGCUAAAUCUAAUAUGUCAAGAUAAACUUACAGAAUAACAAAAUAAAAUAAAUAAAAGACUUAUCCAAUCACAUUAUUACUCAAAAAGGAUUAAAGUCGUUAGAUAUUUAAUUGCAGAAUAAUAAAAUUAAUUCUGAAGAAUAAUCGUAAUUCGCUUAAAUUGUUACUGAGUUAAAAAAUACGAGCACAUAAAUUAGUCUUUUACAGACCACUGAAAUUAGUAAUUUGUACGAUAGUGAAGAAGAAUAUUAGCAAUCUAUCAAAUUGUAAAAAGUUUGUCCUCUAAUGAUAUCUUCUUUAGGAAACAAGUUAGCAUCCUUAACUAACGUUUAAUCUCUGUCUCUUGAAAUUAAGAAUUCUUAAAUUGAAGGAAGUUAACUAAAUGAUUUAGGGCUAGGCUUAUAGCAUUGUCAAUCUCUAAAUGAAUUAAUGGUUGAAAUCAAAGAUUCGUAGAUAUCACCUGAUCAAUAAUUAGGUUUAUUUAGCUUGAUAAACUGUUUAAAUAUUUCUAAAAUAUAAAUCAAAGUUUCGGACCUAAAAAUAGAAAUAAACUCAAAUGACUCUAAGUCAUACGAGCUAGCGUUCAAAUCUGUAGGAUUUCCUCUUUUUUAAAAGUUGUGUGAUAAUUUAUACAUCUUUAAUAAGUUUUCAAGCCUAAAAUUUGACAUGAAGUUCUGUAAAAUAGAAGAAUAAGGCAUAAUUUGUUUGGGAGAAUAAUUAACAAAGCUAUAAAAUCUUAGGUGCUUUCAUGUUGUUGCUAUGUUAUCUGAUAUUGGAAAAGAAGGUGUAAUCUAAUUCUUUAAAAAAACUAAAACAAUCAAAGGAAUCAGAAAAAUGACAUUUGAAUACUAUGGAAACAGUAUGUCUUAAAUCGAAAGAAAAAAGCUUACUAGCAUAGGUAUCAAAGCGCCUUAUCUAGUAGAUUUUUGCUUUACAAAUUGA
Tetrahymena thermophila SB210 is the source of this 1848-nucleotide messenger RNA. RefSeq lists its product as hypothetical. Gene Ontology annotation, molecular function: GTPase activator activity; small GTPase binding. NCBI's taxonomy places the organism in Eukaryota, Ciliophora, Oligohymenophorea, Hymenostomatida, Tetrahymenidae. Gene Ontology annotation, biological process: nucleocytoplasmic transport; activation of GTPase activity. The transcript has 21 exons. Gene Ontology annotation, cellular component: nucleus; perinuclear region of cytoplasm; cytosol. The record is from RefSeq and is a predicted model, not a curated record.